Molecule: messenger RNA, 2195 nt
Organism: Emericellopsis atlantica
Lineage: Eukaryota; Fungi; Ascomycota; Sordariomycetes; Hypocreales; Bionectriaceae
Product: major facilitator superfamily domain-containing protein
Exons: 1
Coding region: 226-1974 (582 amino acids)
Biological process (GO): transmembrane transport
Cellular component (GO): membrane
Molecular function (GO): transmembrane transporter activity
Source: RefSeq, a predicted model, not a curated record
CUCGAUAAGGCAGGAGUCAGUCAAUCAGUCACCUGCCUUGGUCCUGCUGAUGAGCUGGAGCUCACGACCUCCAUCCCCAACCCUCGCAUUGCCCGCUUACUAUUAUCUUACCUUUUGGGCUCAUUGACUGGACUUUUCUCCUUCUUCCUCUGCUUUCCAUUCGAGCAUUGUUCGUCACCUUAUCCGAUAGACCGCACGCUUCGUCACGAAGCAACCUCGGGCGCAAUGCCCACCAACGAUGGGGAGCCGAGCUCUCCCGCCGACGACCGCCUCUCCAUCCACAGCGACCCCUUCACCGAGUCCGUCUCGGACAGCGAUACGUCGUCCUAUGCCGUCCGCCGCCGUGAGCUCCGCAAGAAGUACGCCAUCCGCAUGGUGGCCUUCAUCGUGGCCAACGCCUUUGCGCUCUGCGCCGGGUCCAACAUGGUCUUCUCCAUGUAUGCGCCGCUCUUCCAGUCGAGACUGCACUACACGCAGCUGCAGGUCAACGGCGCGGCGAUUGCCAGCUCCAUCGCGCUGUACCUCCCCAUCUCUGUCCUCGGCUUCCUCUGCGAUCGAUACGGUGCGCCGCCGCUGGCGCUGGUCUCGGGCGUGCUCUUUGGGCUGGGCUACGGCAUCGCGGCCACCAUCUACCAAAAGUUGGACGAGGAGUACCGCACAGUCGGCAAACCCCACGCCAGCGCGGACAAGACGUACCCUCUCAUGGUGUUUGCGUUUGUCUGCAUCGGUGCGGGCACCUGCGCGGGGUACAUGGCGAGCGUCUCGACUGUUGCCAAGAACUUUGGCAAGGGCAAGUAUCGCGGUCUCGCACUGGCGACCCCGAUCACCUGCUUCGGGUUGAGUGGCAUGUGGUUGAGCCAGGCAGGCACCAAGGUCUUUUACGAGGAGCUGCCGGAUGGGACGAAGGGCGACGUCGACGUGUACCGCUUCUUUGUGUUCCUGGCGUUGCUGCUGUUCAGCAUGGGGGUCAUUGGCACAUUCACCCUCCACGUGGUCGACGAGGAGGAUUUGAUUGACGAGGCGAUUGAGGAGUUGGAGCACAGUGGGCUGUUGGAUGGAGGAUCGCUGCUCGGCCGGUCCGAGAGGCACAACUACGGUGUUGUUGACGCUGCGACGCCGGCCGGCGAGGCCGGCAACCCCUUUGGCGAUGCUGGGAACGACGACGACGACGACGACAACAACGCCAAGUGGAAGAAGAACUGGGUCUUGAAUGCCGAGACGAGGCAGUUCCUGAGCGAUCACACCAUGUGGCCGUUUGCUCUGGCCUUCUUACUGAUGAUCGGACCUGGCGAGGCCUUUAUCAAUAACCUGGGCACGGUUCUGGGCACCCUAACACCUUCGGUCGCAUCAAGACUGGAUCACACUUCGGCCGCCACACAUGUCUCCAUCUUCGGCAUCACCAGCACAAUCGCCCGUCUGCUCAUCGGCACAAUGACCGACCUCCUCGCGCCGUCUCCCAAGACCCAGCAUGUGCAAAUGGGCCCGGGUCGGCCUUCGUCGCCGCUGGGGCGGAUCACCGUCUCGCGCGUGGUGUUCAUGCUCUUCUUUGCCGUGCUCAUGUCGAUUGGCCUUCUGUUCCUCGCCUCGGGCGCCGCGCAGAACCACACGGACCGUUUCUGGGUCGUCUCAGGCCUGGUUGGUGCCGGCUACGGUGCCAUCUUCAGUCUGACGCCUCUGAUCGUGACCAUCAUCUGGGGCGUUGAGAACUUUGCGACCAACUUUGGCAUCAUUGCAACAGUCCCCGCCAUCGGCUCUGUCGUGUGGGGUUCCAUCUUCUCGAGCGUGUACCAGGCCGGUGCCGAUGCCAUGCAAGUCGGGCCGGGUCAGGAGGACGACGACGUCUUCUGCUACGGCAAGCAAUGCUACAGCCCGACGUUUUGGGCCGAGGGCAUCACGGUGCUUGUCGCGUGCGGGCUGCUGUGGUGGGCCUGGAAAGGCAAAGGUGGCUGGCAACAGCGUGGCAUUGUCAUAUGAAAAGCUUGCGCAUAUGAUUAUUCUUUUGUCAUUUUGGGACUGGAUCAACACGUAUCACGGCGUUAGGUCUACAUGAACACACACACGUAUGGUGUUUGGCGUAUCGGGUACAAUGUAGUGCGCACCCGUUCUGUUUAACUGGGUUCAACGACGUACAGCAUGGAAUCACAUCUGCUUUUAGAAUCAUCUGCGACUUUCAAUUACAACACAUCCCUUUGUGG